CAUAGCACACGUUCUAUAUCAUUCACUAAAGCGAUAAACCCUAGCCGCGAGGCUAAAUCAAAGGGCGUUUUUAGAUUCCUUUUGUUGAAAUGGAAGAAUCUUCGAACCCUAAUGUACCGACUAUACCCGAAAUUAAAUUGAAACCGAAUCAGAAAAGAAAGAUUCCUUCACCAAAACAGUUGAUAUCACAUUAUGAAUCACAAGGGAUGGAUUCACAAGAAGCUUCAUUGAAAGUGAUAGAGGAUUUACAGAAGGCGUUGUUUGGAAUAAUUUCAUCUAGUAAAGGUAAAAAAGAUAGGAUUAUGAAUGAAUCUUCAAGAAAAAUGGAUUCAGUGAACAAUAGACUCACUAUACUUGACAUGAAGCUUGAUACUAAGCCCGGUUAUGUUGAGACGUUCGCAAUUGGACUUGCAUCUGGUGUUGCUCUUAAAGGAAUUGGAGCUGUAAUUCCCCACAUUUUUUCUCCAAUUGUUCAAAUUUGGAAUUCUGUUACCACGGCUACUAAAUCUACCCCACAAUGAUGUUUUUAAUUUGUUAUUAGGUGUAUUUGUAAUGGAUAAUGUCCAUAAGAAAAUGUAAAUUUAUGUUCAGAAAUUGUAUUUUACGAUUAAGAGUGUAAAGACAAGACAUUAGUGGAUUAAUUGUAUUUGGCAGUUGUGACUAUAUUCUAAAUACUAUAAUUUUUUAA
Messenger RNA from Cicer arietinum (chickpea), 688 nucleotides. RefSeq lists its product as uncharacterized. The record is from RefSeq and is a predicted model, not a curated record. Lineage: Eukaryota; Viridiplantae; Streptophyta; Magnoliopsida; Fabales; Fabaceae.